Molecule: messenger RNA, 1074 nt
Organism: Tetrahymena thermophila SB210
Lineage: Eukaryota; Ciliophora; Oligohymenophorea; Hymenostomatida; Tetrahymenidae
Exons: 1
Source: RefSeq, a predicted model, not a curated record
UGCAAUUAUUACAAGUAAAUAAUCAUGAAUCUUCUAUAAUUGUUAUAAAAAUUAUUCAUUAAAGAUUAUGAAUGUUUAGCUUAUAGUAAUGUUUUUAUAAUAAAAUAUACUGAAAAUGAGCCUUUUUAAAUACUAAAUUAAAGUAUUACAGACUAUUUCUAUUCUUAUUAAAUUGAUAAUGAGAAAGAAAGAAAAUAAUUAUUUGAUCAACUUGAAUCUCGUUUGAAACAUCUAGAAAUUGUAAUUAAUAUGAAUUAAUAAGUAGAAGCGAAUCUAUUUGGUAUUUCACCAUUUAAUUUUAACAAUUUAUCUUUUAUAGUUGAAAAUAAAGGAAAUAAAAGUUUAAAAAUUAUUUCCAAACUGCUUUUAGAUAAUUCCAACUUUGAUAUUAUACAAUUAUAUUCUGGUUUCUUAUUUAUAGAAAAUUUUUAAAAACUAAAAAAAUAAAUCAACGAAUAAAUUCAAGACGACUAUUUAAUAGAGAGUUUACAAUCCUUUAAUGACAUAUUAUGCCUAAAAUGUUUUGAAGACUUUAGUGCAUAAUAGAAAAUAAGAAUAAAUAGUAUAGUUUUAGAGCUUAGAUAAAUAAAAAUUAUUGGAUUUAACUAAAACAGACUAUUUUGUGAAUGUGUUUUGCAAACUAUAAAAAGUAGUCUCUCUUAUUUAUAUUUACUUUCAAAUUACGUUGAAAUUUAAAGUAUUUUAGGUGAUGAUAAAGAUGAAAAAUUUGUUUGUAACUGUAAUAUGCUUAAUUAAGUUACAAAGCAUGUCACAUAAAAUUAAAAAAAUCUUAAGAUUUUUAAAUUCCAAGUUUACAUGUGUAAAAAUGUAGAAUAGCAACUGUAAGAAUCUGAAGAUUAUUUUGGAUUAAGUGAUAAACUAAAUCUAUUUUUACUAGAAAUAUCAUACGUAAGUAAAAAAAACACAAAUUUUAGAAAAUUAAUUUAUGGAUAAUUAAAAAGAAAUGCUAGAAAUGUGAGUACUUUAAAUUUAUAGGAUGAUCUUAAAAUUGAUAUUUUUAAAUUGAAUUUGUUUAAGAAAUUAAAAAGAAUAGUAUGUAUUAAUAUUAUAUGA